AUGGCUGCAAGAAGACGUUCAAAUAAACGUAAGAACGAGAAUGCUGAAGAAGUUCUCCAGCAACGUGUCUCAGCGAAUCGUCGUGAAAGACAACGCACCAAAGAGUUGAACGAUGCGUUCGCGAUACUACGAAGGAUUGUACCGUCGUUGCCAUCCGAUAAAAUGAGUAAAAUUCAUACACUUCGGAUAGCCACUGAUUACAUUCGCUUCCUGGAUCAAAUGAAUGGAGAUGGAUUUCGUUUAUUCGGCUGCGAGAUGUCAAUUUGUGAAGGUAAUAAUUUACAAACAACGUUCAAUAUGUGGAGAGGCGGUAUGGCCUCACAACCACAAUAUUAUCCUGAGCCGUUACAGCAACGAGGCUACAUCAAAUGUGGUUUGUUUCAUUCAUUUAUCAUCAGUAUGAUUGCUGCUAUCAUCAUCAUGAAGUAUCAUUUUCAAAUUAUCAUUGUUCAGAUAAAUUCGAUUUAUUACUAUUGCUUUCCAUUUAUCAUUGUUCGCUUCUAA
Messenger RNA from Anisakis simplex (herring worm), 504 nucleotides. The record is from the annotation of a GenBank genome assembly. Lineage: Eukaryota; Metazoa; Nematoda; Chromadorea; Rhabditida; Anisakidae.